Messenger RNA from Phanerochaete carnosa HHB-10118-sp, 2382 nucleotides. RefSeq lists its product as uncharacterized. The record is from RefSeq and is a predicted model, not a curated record. The transcript has 5 exons. Bases 1 to 2382 code for a protein of 793 amino acids. Lineage: Eukaryota; Fungi; Basidiomycota; Agaricomycetes; Polyporales; Phanerochaetaceae.
AUGAUGAACACGCCAGACAUACCUGAGCGCGAGGAAGCCGCCAUGCACCUGCUAGAUAUGGUGUCCACAUCUGCCAACCAGAGAGUCGCAUCGGUCAAGCCUUCUACUGGCAAAAAUAUGUCUCUGCAGGACAGAGCUGUGCUUGAGCAUGCCAAAAAUCUGCUAAACGUACCUCCACAUCGGUUGAAGACGAGGGCGGAACGCGACACAGCAAAGGGUGAAAGCGCUGGAAACUCUGGUCAUUUUCACAGUGAGGCAGUCGCUUACCUUUCAAAGUACAUCAAGAGAUACAAUGACAUUGACAAGAUGGCAAAAGGGAAGAACACGCACCUGGGAAACUUUUGGCAGGACAUGAGAGCCGGGUUUUGGGAGGUCAUGACCAUCACAAAGGCUAGAGAGGGUAUGAGUGGAGCUGCAGGGUUAUCAGAUGAUGACAUAGUCAACACUACUAAUGAGUACUACCACAUUAAACAUGGCGAUUGGGUUACUGAGGAAUACAACUGUCGCGGUGGCAGUGCAGCAGCAGAUCAGCUGAAGGUUCGCAAUGAGAUCAUGCACGAUUUGUUUGAUGCACUGCCGAGGGACGAGAAAGUAGCCUUGGAGAAGGAAUACAUGGCCAAGUUUGAGGCAAAGAUAGACGAGUGGGAGCAGGGUUUAGGCAUGGCAAACGUGGAGAAUGCGGUAGUAUCUUCUGAAAUGCAAGCAGAAGCUAGGGCUCGUCUACCGCACUUUGUUGUCCUGUUGUUGAAAUGCAUCGCACAUCACACUGGCAUGCCAUGUAUAUUUUUGACUGCGGGCACGGCACCAGAAACGUGCAAUGGCGGCUAUCGCUUUCUCAGGGUGCACGUUGGAGAGAGCCUUGGUCUCUUGCCAAGAAAUUUCAGCAAGUUUGACUCAGUUGGCUAUACCCAAAACAUUAUUGAGCAGUUCAUGAUAUUCGUCCAAUCUACAUCAGAGGUGACGAGGCUCAGCUCUAGAGAGCAGCCGGUUCACGCCGAGAACACCACCACCUUUCAAGUUCAGCUACACAACCCAUUCAAGCAAGAGCACCAGGAUUGCACGAAGGAGGCUGUGUCAAAGGCAAAUGAGAAGAAGGAGAAGGAAAAAAGGUUGAAGAAGUGUUCUCCUACUGCUGCACAAGAGUCUGGAGAGAGUGCCGUGCCUCCAACGGCUGCUAAUGCUCCUGAUACUACGUCUCACACAUGUACACCACCUUCGAACGCCGCAGUUGCACCCCCUGUUCCUGUGGUGGAUUCAUUAGCAGCAGCUUUUGUCGAAGGAGAGAACGCCCACCAGACUAGCCAUUCAGCUAACCGUUCAACGAAGAAGUCUGGAUUGAAGAAGAAGGCGGCAGCAGCAGUGGCAUUGUCAGAGAAUGCAAAUGGGGCUUCGAGACAUGAGGUCGAGCUGCUGUCAGAGGGUAGAGGACAGAGAGAGAUUGCAAGGCUUGAUGCUUUGAGCCUUGAGGGGGUGGAGAGAGACCGUGUGACACCAGCCGUGCAUACCAAUUUGUCUGACACUCAGCCAAUGUUUGCAAAUCCAGAGCAAGGCAAUGAUGUGUCUUCUUCACAGGAUCCCGCACUUGCUAGUCCAUUCACAAGCACACCUGAAGCUCAAGAUGGCUCCCUGCUUGCAGAGUUGCUAGAGCUCCCUGGUCUGAUGCCCUUUGUGUCUGAUCUGCACAGGCUGCCUAUCCUCCCUGAUGACCCCAGCGCACCUGUACCAUUUGGCCCACCUGAGAAUAACUUUGAUGGUGUCAGCUUGUUCAUUGAUCCAGAGCUCCCAGCAUCGUUGCUGAUUGCAGGCGUAGAUGUUGGGAUGACGGCGCCUGAGAUUGUCACAGCCAAGCAAAUCUCGGCUGUUUCCGGACAGGCUUUCGAUGCCUUACCCACACGCGCUGCGUCCUCUUCAAUUCAUUCCACUGCUACAACGCUUUCGAAUGCUUUUCCUUUCUGUACACGUCCAGCUGCCCUCCUUGUCAUUGCUUACACUCUAGCCGCUCUGACCUUUAAUGCACCUUUGGUCGACUUCAGCCCCAGUACGCCUGCUCUAUCAACAUCGUCAGGUGGUGCCACCUCUUGUUUGACCUUGCCUGUAUCUUUAGAGGCCGAGGUCAACCUCAGUGAAUGUCCAGGCUGGCUAUCACAGCACUACCAGACAUUUGCUGAUGAAGAUGUUCUGGAUGGGAUCGCUGCAGAAUGGAUGGGGCUGCUGCAUGGCUGGGUCGCUUACAAGUGCAAGAUGCAGUUUGCUUGCCCACACUUGGGUUUUGCGUCAGCGGAUUGCCCUGAAGAAAUCGCCCUGUGGAUGAAGAUCGCACGUGGCGGUCGCAUCAUUAUAAAGAAGCCCACGGCGUAUGCCCUACAGUUGCAUAAGUGGUGA